AUGCGUCAUGCGAGUGGCUUCAACUACUACUACGUAGCCGUGAGGCACCACGGGAAAAAGGCAAUCUUCGUGGAGGGUUCGCACCGGACGCCUCGAGAUGAGGAAAUAAGAAUUCAUCCUUUCUCGCCCCGGGGGGUCGGUGGGGCGCGGGGGAGGUGGGCCGGUGGGGCGAGGGGGGGCAAGACGGACGACGCCAUUCCAAAAAGCCAUUAUACGAGCUCCGGAGCUGUUUUCUAUCUCGGGAAGGAACCCGCGCCAUCGCCCCUUCCCCCCCCCCCCCCCCCCCCCCCCCGCCUCCCCGCCACACCAACCGUUCGGAUUCCCGAGUUUGUUUAUGAAAAUUGCCCAUUAAAAUGGCUA
This is a messenger RNA of Iphiclides podalirius (scarce swallowtail), 360 nucleotides long. The record is from the annotation of a GenBank genome assembly. NCBI's taxonomy places the organism in Eukaryota, Metazoa, Arthropoda, Insecta, Lepidoptera, Papilionidae.